AUGCAUGUUCUGAAAUUAACACGUACAAUUUGUAUGAUCACUGGAUGCUUCCGACCGCAAUCGUGGACGUCUUUGUUUAAACGGAUAAUUUACGACAUCUACAGAUUAUACGUAAUUAGCAUUAUAUGUACUUUCACAUUCUCGCAAAUAAUGGACAUUGUCAUGAAUGUUGAUAAUCCUAACGACUUCACUAAUAAUUUGAAUAUGAUGUUAAAUAUGUCGGCUUCGUGUUAUAAGUUUUAUAUCGUCUCUUCAAGUUAUAAAAACAUCGUUGCAUUGAUUAAUUAUCUUACUGAAGAACCAUUUAAACCGUUAGAUUUGGGUGAAAUAAAAAUUCGACGACAAUAUGAUAAAAUAAUACGAAACAAUACUUUGCGGUACGCGAUCAUGAUUCUGACAGCAUGGACAUUUAUGACUUUGAUGUCGUUGCUCACGAACUUCAGACACAGGAAGUUAACAUACAGAGGAUGGAUACCGUACGAUUAUUCAUCUUAUAUAAAAUUUUGUCUUACAUAUAGUCAACAAUUAUUAAGCACGUUCCACGGUGCUUCCAUAAAUAUUGCUGGCGAUACUCUCCUGUGCGGGCUUUUAAUGCACAUAUGCUGUCAGAUUGAGAUCUUGGAAUAUCGUCUAAAAAAACAUUUGUGUGAUCAAUUUAGUCUGGGCUAUUGCAUACGCCACCACAACCGAAUUUUUGAAUUUGCGCAGAUGGUGAAUACAAGAUUUACACAAAUAAUUGGAUUUCAGUUUAUGGCAAGUACAAUGGUAACAUGUUUUAAUUUGUAUCAACUGACUAAGUCAACUUUGAAUGUAGAUCAUUUUGCGCUGAUAAUGUACACGUGUGCCACGCUAAUACAAAUUUUUGUUUAUUGUUGGUUUGGAAACAAAGUCAAAUUAAAGAGUUUGCAUUUAACAGACAGUAUUUUUCAAAUGGAGUGGCCAGUUGUAGAAAAUAGUGUUAAAAAAGACAUCUUAAUAAUUAUGAAGCGUGCAAUGAUACCGAUUGAAAUUACUACUAUACAUAUUCUGAUUAUAAAUUUGGAUUCCUUCGUAGCGGUCAUUAUGAAUAUUAUACUAAAUAUUAACAACUUUGGCGAAAUAAGUGAUAAUAUAUAUAUGACGUUGACGGUAUUCAUCGCGACUUAUAAAAUAACUACAAUGUGGAUAAUCAAGGAACAUGUCAUAACGAUAAUCAAUGUUAUUACGGAGGAGCCUUUCAAACCGUCGGAAUUAUGCGAAGUAAUAAUUCGACAAAAACAUGACAAAACGAUAAAGAAAUACGCAGUAUGGUGUUAUGGCCUCAUCCAAGUAACAGUCAUAUGCAUAAUUUUAAAUGCUAUCUUUAUGGAUUUUAUUGAAGGAAACUUAACAUACAAAGCAUGGGUGCCAUUCGACUACACAUCAUCUAUUAUAUUUUUGUUGGUAUUUACUCACCAAAUGAUAGGUAUGUCAAUCUGUGCGGCUGUAAACCUUGCCUGUGAUUGCUUGUUAUCCGGACUCCUGCAGGAGAUCUGCUGUCAGUUCGAGAUUCUGGAAUACCGGUUGACGAAAAUUUUACAUGAAAAACAUAUUCUUCGCGAUUGUGUACGUCACCACAAUCGUAUAUAUGAAUACGCUCAUAUAAUAAAUCGCAGGUUUGCGAAAAUAAUUGCUCUCCAAUUCGCAGUAAGCAUGCUAGUGGUGUGUGCUAAUUUAUAUAAAUUAGCUGCUAUUUCUCUCCUGAUGAUGAAUGGAAGUCUUGUUACACUGUUACUGUAUACGGCCUGCAUGUUAUCACAGAUCUUCCUCUAUUGUUGGUUUGGAAAUGAACUCAAAUUAAAAAGUACCGGAGUAGCAAACAGCAUAUAUAAUAUGAAGUGGCAGGAGCUGGAUAACGAAAGUACAAAAUCUCUCCUGUUAAUCAUGAGACGUUCGAUGAUUCCCAUUGAAUUUAAUAGCGUGAUUGUCAUUACAUUAAAUCUUGACUCGUUUGUAGCUGUCAGUAUGUUAAAGAUAAAUUAUAUACAAUAUGCAUAUACGGUGAAUAAUAUGUUCGCGAAAAUAAUUGCUAUCCAGUUUGCUGUGAGCAUGUUGGUAGUGUGCUCGAAUUUGUAUCGAAUAGCUAUGGCGACCAAUUACGUUAGUUUCAUUCCACUGAUAAUGUAUACGAGUGCUAUUUUAGUGCAGAUUUUCAUCUACUGCUGGUUUGGAAAUGAAAUCAAGUUAAAAAGCCUUCAAUUGAUAAAUAAUAUUUAUGAUAUAGAAUGGCUGGCGCUUAGCAAUAGUAACAAAAAAAUUCUCUUAUUAAUGAUGAAGCGCGCAAUGACUCCUAUCGAAUUUACCAGCGGGUACAUAAUCACGAUGAAUCUUGAGUCGUUUGUAGCUUUACUUAAAAUGUCAUACUCGGCUUUCAACUUGUUGCAUCAAACGCAAGAUUAA
Molecule: messenger RNA, 2418 nt
Organism: Mycetomoellerius zeteki
Lineage: Eukaryota; Metazoa; Arthropoda; Insecta; Hymenoptera; Formicidae
Exons: 12
Coding region: 1-2418 (805 amino acids)
Biological process (GO): detection of chemical stimulus involved in sensory perception of smell; sensory perception of smell
Cellular component (GO): plasma membrane
Molecular function (GO): odorant binding; olfactory receptor activity
Source: RefSeq, a predicted model, not a curated record